Molecule: messenger RNA, 1808 nt
Organism: Durusdinium trenchii
Lineage: Eukaryota; Dinophyceae; Suessiales; Symbiodiniaceae
Source: the annotation of a GenBank genome assembly
ACCCCAUGGGCAACCCCAUGGGCGGCCCCAUGGGCGGCCCCAUCGGCCCCAUGGGCUGUCCCGCUGCGGGAUGCGACGCUUCACUCGACGUGACCGUGACCGACGGCUCCAUGGGAGACGGCUUUAGCUGUCCGAUGCCUCCUGGCGCGGUUCCCGCGCCCAACGGCGCAACAGUGCAGACUUUGCCUCCCUUAGCUGGUCCAGGAGACAUGAAGGAAGAAGUCCUGAAGUUCUGCGAAAAGUACGAGUUGAACGAGGACAAUCAGAAAGCAGUGACCGCGUCUUUGGAGAAGCGUCUUGGCGAAUAGGCCACUGACGCUUGUUGCAGAGGCCAUCGCUCUGAGGUUGGCCAUCGCUAGUAGGAGGACAUUCAGCAGAACAUUUGCAGCAGAACAUCGCAACAAGCUUGUUCCAUCACUUGCGUGCCCGCAGGUGUGGGGAGGCGUGGGCGCAAGACCUGCGUGAGCUAGAUCAUGCGCUUUCAAAGGCGCGGAAUCCCUCAACGCUCUUGCAAGCGAGGCUUCGAGAGAUUGAAGCCUUAAGAGGUUUCAAAAACAAGGCCAAGCAAGGCCACCUUCCUGGUUGCAUGUGCCCCACUUGCAAGGAAGCGAACUUUGCUCGGGCUUUGGGCGAAGGAGGCAGCAACGAGGCCAAGACGCUGAACGCAGCCGCCCUCUUUGCUUACCAAAAUGAGCAGGAAGUCAGUGGCGGUGCUGGCCCCAGUGAAGAGCCUGAGAGCGCCUUCGCGAUGCCAAUGGACAAGAAAGGCAAGGGCAAGGGCAAGCCCUUGGUCUUACCCACUGGAGAUCUACUUCCAGAGGUGAAGGCCUUUUGUGCUCGCUUUGCACUUGCAGAUCGACUGCAGACAAAGGUUCUGGACACGCUCAGAAAGCGAUCGGAAGCCGAGUGGAGACAAGACCUGGCAGAAAUGAAUCGGGAUUUAUCCAAAGCGCGGAAUCCUUCUGGUUUGCUGGUGGUCAAGCUGGGCGACAUCCAGAAAGAGCUGAACCCCAAUCAGUUGUGCUUCAACUACCGAGCAGGUACAUGCACUUGGGGUGACAAGUGCAGAUGGUCCCAUGAUGUGGCCGUGGGUGCGGAGCGCAUGAAGUCCUCCGCGCUGCUCGCGGCCGCCGCCAAGGGCACGAUCGCGUCCUUGCCCACGCCACCACCGGAAGUCUCUACAACUCCUCAUGGUGGUUUCGGCAACACCUCUGCCUCCUCGGCAACUCCCGGCUUUGGAGAGGCUGCCAGCAAGGUAGACAAGAUCUUGAGACGGAGGAGGAGGAGCUCGCCUAGCCGCAGCCGUGAAGGCCGUGAUGGUCCCUUUGCCCGUGAUGGCUUUGAGAGUCGCCCUCCACGCAGCCCUUCACGCAGCCCUCCACGCAGCCCUCCACGCAGUCCACCGCCGAGUGCUCCGCGCAGUCGCAGCCGCGAGGGCGCCUAUGGCACCUAUCCCCGCGACGCCUAUCCACGUGAGAGAAGUCGGGACGGAGAAGUCCUUUUUCCCUCGGGCGAUCGCAGGAGAAGUCCUCUGCGCCGGAGUCCUCGCCCACCGCGCAGCCGCAGUCGGGAUCGGAGCUAUUUCGAGGUCCGGCUCCGGGGUCGGAGUCCUCCACCGCGGAGUCCUCUGCCGCGGAGUCCGCCGCCGCGGAGUCCGCCCCGUCAUCCACUGCCUCGGAGGGAUAGCCGCGAUGGCCGUCCCCUGGAUAGGCGGAGGCGUGGAGCUUGGGAAUGAUGGACGGCCGUGAGAGUUGGGAUGGGCCUGCUGGGGCCGAACCUUAAUGGUUUUUCUUAGUCUUUGAUCUACG